Messenger RNA from Stomoxys calcitrans (stable fly), 1640 nucleotides. It is a transcript of the gene ND-51, whose product is annotated as NADH dehydrogenase [ubiquinone] flavoprotein 1, mitochondrial. The transcript is spliced from 4 exons. The record is from RefSeq and is a predicted model, not a curated record. Lineage: Eukaryota; Metazoa; Arthropoda; Insecta; Diptera; Muscidae. Gene Ontology annotation, molecular function: FMN binding; 4 iron, 4 sulfur cluster binding; NADH dehydrogenase (ubiquinone) activity. The coding region runs from base 62 to 1486 and encodes 474 amino acids. Gene Ontology annotation, biological process: mitochondrial electron transport, NADH to ubiquinone.
CUGUAAAUUUGCUUUCUGAUCUUAGUACGUAAAUUAACAACCGUGUCAUUUCUAACAGACGAUGGCAGGAGCACUUGUGCGAGUAAAUAUUUUACAAAAAUCGCAAUUUGCAUUGGCUGUUCCGGCAGCAGUGCAAAAGCGUUUGCAAGGCACUCAAGCACCGCCUCCCGGUACACCACCACCACAAACUAAGACCAAAUUUGGUCCAUUGGCUGACCAGGAUCGCAUUUUUACUAAUCUGUAUGGUCGCCAUGAUUGGAGAUUGAAAGGUGCAUUAAAGCGCGGUGAUUGGUACAAGACCAAGGAAAUCGUUUUAAAAGGUUCUGAGUGGAUUAUUAAUGAAAUCAAAACCUCUGGUUUACGAGGUCGUGGUGGUGCUGGUUUCCCCAGUGGCAUGAAAUGGUCAUUUAUGAGCAAGCCUUCCGAUGGUCGUCCAAAAUACCUAGUUGUCAACGCUGAUGAAGGUGAACCUGGUACCUGCAAAGAUCGUGAAAUUAUGCGUCAUGAUCCUCAUAAGUUGGUUGAAGGUUGCUUGAUUGCAGGCCGUGCCAUGGGAGCCCAAGCCGCUUACAUUUACAUUCGCGGUGAAUUCUACAAUGAAGCUUCGAACAUGCAAUUGGCCAUUGCUGAAGCAUACCAAGCUGGUUUGAUAGGCAAAAAUGCCUGCGGCUCUGGUUAUGACUUCGAUGUUUUUAUGCAUCGUGGUGCUGGUGCCUACAUUUGCGGUGAGGAAACCGCUUUAAUUGAAUCUUUGGAAGGCAAACAAGGUAAACCUCGUCUAAAGCCUCCAUUCCCUGCUGACGUUGGUGUUUUCGGUUGUCCUACCACCGUUACCAAUGUUGAGACUGUGGCAGUAGCACCUAGUAUUUGCCGUCGCGGUGGUGCUUGGUUUGCCAGUUUCGGUCGCACUCGUAAUUCCGGCACCAAACUUUUCAACAUUUCCGGUCAUGUUAAUAGACCUUGUACUGUGGAAGAGGAGAUGUCCAUACCAUUGAAGGAACUUAUCGAACGUCAUUGUGGUGGCGUUAUUGGCGGUUGGGACAACUUGUUGGGUGUCAUUCCUGGUGGUUCAUCAACUCCCAUUAUUCCCAAAGACGUUUGCACUGAUGUAAUUAUGGAUUUUGAUGGUCUUAUUGCUGCUCAAACUUCUUUGGGUACAGCCGCAGUUAUCGUAAUGAAUAAAUCCACAGAUGUUAUUAAGGCAAUCGCUAGGCUUAUUUCGUUCUAUAAACACGAAAGUUGUGGCCAAUGUACACCAUGCCGUGAGGGUAUUGGAUGGAUGAAGAAAAUUAUGGACAGAUUUGUAAGCGGCAACGCUGAUCCAUCUGAAAUCGACAUGUUGUGGGAAAUCUCCAAGCAAAUUGAAGGACAUACUAUUUGUGCAUUGGGUGAUGGUGCUGCUUGGCCUGUACAAGGUUUAAUUCGUCACUUUAGACCCGAAAUUGAGGCUAGAAUGAAACAAUACUCUGCUAGAGCAUCUAACUAAGCCAUGCGAGCGAGAUAAAAAUUUACCAAUUUUGUUUUUUGUAAAACGUUAGAGCGAGUAUAUAAUUUUAAAUUAAUUCAUUAUAAAAGAAAUGAGAUGAGGAGAAAAUAAAAGUAAAUUAAACAAGCUAACCAAUUUGCUUGUUUAAACUAAA